Molecule: messenger RNA, 573 nt
Organism: Naumovozyma dairenensis CBS 421
Lineage: Eukaryota; Fungi; Ascomycota; Saccharomycetes; Saccharomycetales; Saccharomycetaceae
Gene: TOM20
Product: TOM complex receptor protein TOM20
Exons: 1
Coding region: 1-573 (190 amino acids)
Biological process (GO): protein targeting; tRNA import into mitochondrion; protein import into mitochondrial matrix
Cellular component (GO): mitochondrial outer membrane translocase complex; mitochondrial outer membrane
Molecular function (GO): transmembrane protein transporter activity
Source: RefSeq, a predicted model, not a curated record
AUGUCUCAAACAAGUCCGAUCUUACGUGCAUUGUCUGCGGUCACCGUUAUUGGUGCUUUAUCGGCAACAGGUUAUAUCAUAUACUUCGACUAUCAAAGAAGAAAUAAUGCACAAUUUAGAAAGAAUUUGAAAACAAAUUUAAAGAAACAACAAAAAGAAACUAAAUUGAAAGAGGAAAAGGAAGCCAAAGAAAAUCUAUCCAAAGUUUCUACAUUUUUAAUUGAGGAAUUAAAGAAAAAUCCAAUUGAUCCAACUCCUUCCAAGAGAGAGGAAAUCUUCACUUCAUCCUUAGAGGAAGGUGAACUCUUGGCAACAAAGGCUAAAAAUGAAAAUGAUCAAUUAUUAGCUGCUUCCAAAUUUUAUAGAGCAUUAUCUGUAUAUCCAAAUCCCUCUGAAUUAUUGGAAAUUUAUCAAAAGACUUUACCUUCUUCUGUGUAUAAUUUCGUUGUGUUAAUGAUUGCCAUAUUACCUCCUAGUAAUGUUUCAAGUUUCUUAAAUGGGUUGGGUGAAAAAAUGAAUGAUUUGAAAAAUCAAGCUGAAACUUUAGCUGAAAUUAAUGAUAUUGAUGGGUGA